Molecule: messenger RNA, 3701 nt
Organism: Seminavis robusta
Lineage: Eukaryota; Bacillariophyta; Bacillariophyceae; Naviculales; Naviculaceae
Source: the annotation of a GenBank genome assembly
GAGUUGAGAUCUAUUAAUAGAGAACAUCGGGAGCCAUCCAUGGUUCUUUCUCAAGUGGAUUGUUUCUAAUUCUAAAAUUCUGGCACAAGACAACAAGCAAAGAACCAUAAGAGCCACCACCACCAAACAGAGCAGACAACACUAUUACAACAACACUGGAUAGCUAGACUACUAGUAGCUAUCAAUAGCACUCAAGUCAGUCCAACAUGGAUCCCAACAACAGCAGCAACACCAACACCACCAGCAACGCAGCUUCUAGCAACGCUGCUUCUAGCGCUGUGGAUCUGAGCAGUUCAGGGUUCGCUCAAGCCUUUCUUCAAGCUCUCGGAAUCCAAAAUGCCGACAAUGGCGCUUUUUUGCUCGCGGCGGCCGCUGCUCCUAGCAACAACCACCAAAACAACAACAACCAAUACAACUCUCUCACGCUACAACCACAACAACCACAUCCACCUCAUCAGCAACAAGCUCCUGCGCCUCCACCACCUCCACCAGCAGCUUCCUUGCAUUCUUGGAACAACGCGCCGGCAACGACGUCAUCCGGUACUCAGUCGGCCGUGCUUCCAGCCGCGCUCCCAGGAAUGCCGUCUACUGCGGGACUCAAAACCACGGGAUUGCCUCCUGCUUCCUUGGGCACGGCACCCAACACAAACACAAACAGCACCUCCAAUGCUAACAACGGAGUACAAGGCAACCACAAUAACAACGACAUUACUCUCGCCACUCUUUUGGAACUACAGAAAACCUUUGGUCCACAAGCACUACAGACACUCCUGGACGCAAGACAGCGAGGAAACCUUGACAAUGUCACUGUACCAGUAGCUGCAACUGCAACCAAUCCCGCUCCCCCCAAUGCAGCAUCCCUCCCGCCACCUGCUGCUUCGAUGACGACCGAAAACACCAGCUUUUUCACCACGGAAAGCCUCAUCGCGGCAAGCUUUGAUGCACAAACCCUCAAUGAUCAGGUCGCCGUCUCUAUGCUUCUCAAGGAAAUCAAACAAGCCUUGAAAGUCUGCCUGCAGAGGAUUGCCGCAGUGGUCAACAACAACAACAAUGACGAGAGAGUCCAAGUCAUUGAUGAACUGCAAAGGCUUUCCGAUAGAGAAAAACAUCUGGAACAAGUACUCGCACUCAAGACACAGCCGCAGAACUUGACUCUACAGCAGUUACUUGAACAAAAAAUGCCUUCCACAAACACUGCCACCGAUGCAGACAGAAACGCUGCAGCGGCAAGGCUCGAACGCAUCUUGAAGGUAAACCCAGCUGCUUCGGCCGCCAUUAUGCAGCAGAUUGGUGGCACCACUACUGUUGCAGCUGCUACUAGUACUGCUGCUGCAGCAGCUACCAUUUCCCCAAGCAUCAACCCGCCCACAGCCAAUGGAGCUCUAGCGGAGCUGCAGCGGCUCCUACAGCAGCAACCACAAACACAUAAUGCUGCUGCUGCCGCUGCUGACAAUCUCAAGAGACCACCUCCUCCGGCCCCUGUUGCUGCGUUGCCCUCGGCAACCGCAACCACCGCAAGUGGCCUGCCAUCCACAUCCGCCACAUCACCACCGGUAGCCUCGCUCAAUCCGGCUCCUGCUCCUAGUAACAACCACGCUGGCAAUAGUGGUGGUGCCGCUGAUCCUAUCGCGCAAUUGCAGAUGCUCAUGCAACUGCAGCAAUCGCAAUCGCAGCAAACACCUGCCGGAAUCUUCGCAAACCAGCUGCAGCAGCAAAACGCUGUCGCUGCCCAACCACAGCCACAGCUACAUCAACAGCAACAGCCGCUUGCAAGCAUCCCCAACGGCAAUGCUCUCUCCAACUUCAACGUGGCUGCGUUGGCGGAGCUUUUGCAACGUCCACAGCAACAGAACCUUCCACAGCAACAGCAACCGCAGCAGUUGAACCCCGUUCAAAACCAGCACCAGAAUAUCUCGCAAGAAACACUCAUGGCUCUGCUGGCAUUGCAGCAGCCUGCACCACAGCAGCAACCUGCACUCCCGCCACCAGCACCACCACAGCAGCCUCAACUACUGGGGCUAGCCGCUGCGGGCACGGCAUCGUCAGCAGCAGCACUUGCUGCAAAUGCUGUCGCCUCAAACCAAGAAGCAGUCCAGCUCCUGACAGGGUUGCAGCAGGCAACGUUGCAAGGUAACCCCCCUCCUGCCGUUGCUGCUGCUGCUCCAGCUGCAGCUGGAACAUCCAGUGUCGAGCAAGAGGCAUACUUGUUGACACAACUUCAGGCUCGUGCGCAGCCACAUGCACCGGCUCAACUGCCCAAUGCGCACCCGCAAGAAGCUGCAGUGGAAUACGAUGACGAUUACGACGAUGAUGAAGACGAAGAGGAUGACGAAGAAGGAGCUUCGUCGGCACCAAAGAAGCGCAGGCGAGGUCGAACUGGUACUUUCCCACAGAAAAUGCACAACAUGUUGGAAGAUCUGGAAAAGAACGGGGAGUCCCAUAUCGCCUCCUUUCUCCCGCAUGGCAAGGCAUUCGCGAUUCAUCGAAACAAGGACUUUGUCAAGUUCGUCAUGCCGAAGUACUUCAAUAUGGGAUCGUUUGCAUCUUUUCAACGCCAGUUGAAUCUAUACAACUUUAAACGAAUCAACGAGGGGCCUGAUCGUGGAGCCUACCGCCACAGAGACUUUAUUCGUGGCCAGCCUCUCCGGAGCACGAACAUGAGACGAACCAAGAUCAAGGGAGCGGCUGCCAGAAGGAGGGGCCGAAGGUCCAAUUGUUCUUAAGGACAGCCACCAUCAGUGAUUGGGUGGUUUCUCUUGUCGACUACCGGUACUAGCUAGUUAGCUGCUAGUAUUAGUAGGUUUCAAGGCUCAUAGGAGCACAUUGGAUCAUCAUUGCAAAGAUUGAAGUUGGAGAGACCGGCCAAUAUGCAUACAAGAACUAGAAAACAACUUCUUUUUUCGACCAGAAUGGCGACGGAAGAGCUGCACACAUCCAUGAGAAUAAUCAAAGCUGGUGAUAUUUACAUGUAUUCUCGAAAGUCUUUUGCGUUUGCGCUGUACUGAACCUUACGGAGUUAUCCCCCAGGAGCAGGGUGCGGAAACGAGAUUUAACGGUCCUGCGUGAAACUACUAUUAAUAGUUUCACGCAGGCUUGCGUGAAACGAGAGAAGUGAAACCAAGUUUGCGAUUCGAUUCCCAGCUUUCCUUUUGAAAACGGUGAAACUACAUAAGCCAAGACCUUACUUGGGGGACAUUGAAAGGGCCGGAAAUCACGAUUUUAUGAAUCCAAGCAAAUUGAUCAAUUCAAAACCUAAAUAUAAAAUCGAAACCGAAAUAUAAAACCGAAACCAAAAUAUAAAACCGAAACCAAAUUACUAUGGUAAUUAACUAGUAAAAUCAAGCCGAAACCCAAAUAUAAGACCGAAUCCAAAGUAUAAAAUCGAAACACAAAUACAAAACUGAAACACAAGUAUAAACCGGAAUUUGGUGCAAAUCGCGAUUUCGGGCCGUUUCAUUUAUUUGCUGUCAACUCCAAAUAGCACCAUGAUGAGUACCGUACGUGAUCAUGAUUCUUAUUAAAUUUUGGUGAAGGAGGCUCUCGGAGUCUACCAGUAGUUUUGGGUGAGGUUUGUGACAAGGUUCUUUUCGUGCGUACCGGUACUGGGUGAUUCGAUUUCAUUCGAUUCUGUGUUCCAGUGACUGUGGAUACAAUGUCUCGGAAUGUCCAAUGUCUAAAAUAAUAUAACAGCUAUAUAACCA